GAAUAUAGAUUAUAGAUUAUACAGAUAUAAUUUCUCCAUCAGAACUUGCUUGUGUCUCCGGCUUGUGAUAAAAUACUAACCUCAGUUUCUCUCUGUUUCUCAUCCCUCCAAAGCAAUCCCAAAAACACGCACAACACCCACUCAAUUUCAUACACUUCAAAUUCUCUAUAUUUUCUUUACACCAUCAAGUUAGGGUUUUUUGCUCAUUUCUCCCAGAUCUAUUCCCCCAGUUAGCCUGAUUCAUUCCCCCAGAUCGCACAAUUCUCACUCUUCUCCGGCAUCCGGGCGGAUUUUAACUCCGAUUAAUCUCAUUUCUGUGAUCACCGGCGAAAUUUCUGAUUUUGAAUUGGAUUUUGGGCGUUUCAAUUCGUUAAUGUGCCGCUUUGAUUCGGACUUUUCACCUCACUCUUUGGGAAUUAGAUCUUGAAAAUUGGCUCCUCAGCGGCGAUCACAGCGCCACAUGGGUGGCCAGAUGCAGCAGAGCAACGCUGCCGCCACUGCUCUGUAUGAUCACCCCGGCAAUGGGGGCCCCGCCAGCGGUGAUGCUGGAGACGCCGUUAUGGCGCGGUGGCUUCAGUCUGCCGGGUUGCAGCAUCUGGCCUCUCCAUUGGCCUCUACUGGUAUUGAUCAUCGGCUCCUUCCUAACCUUCUCAUGCAGGGCUAUGGAGCACAAUCUGCAGAAGAGAAACAAAGGCUAUUUAAACUAAUGAGAAACCUGAAUUUUAACGGUGAACCUGGUUCUGAGCCGUACACUCCUACCUCCCAAAGUUUGAGUGGGUUUGCAGCAUCAGAUGGCUUUUAUUCUCCUGAAUUUAGAGGGGAUUUUGGUGCUGGCCUUUUGGACCUACACUCUAUGGAUGAUACAGAGCUCUUAUCUGAGCAUGUCAUUUCGGAACCAUUUGAGCCGUCACCUUUCAUGCCAGCUGUGAGUAAAGCAUUUGACAGUGAUUUUGAGGUGAUACCCAGUCAGCUUCAAAAAGGACAAACUGAUGCAGAUGUUCCAUCUGGAUUUCUUGCAAGUGAAAAAGAUAUAAACACAAGAGAAAACAAUGUGGCUAAGAUUAAAGUUGUGGUGCGUAAAAGACCUUUGAACAAGAAGGAAAUUGCUCGUAAAGAAGAUGACAUUGUAACUGUACAUGAGGAUGCUUAUUUGACUGUUCAUGAACCGAAGUUAAAGGUUGACUUGACUGCCUACGUUGAGAAGCAUGAGUUUUGUUUUGAUGCUGUUCUGGAUGAGCAUGUGACAAAUGACGAGGUAUAUCGAGUCACUGUAGAACCAAUUAUUCCUACCAUCUUCCAGCGGACAAAAGCCACAUGUUUUGCAUAUGGCCAGACAGGGAGUGGCAAGACAUACACAAUGCAGCCAUUACCUCUUAGAGCUGCAGAAGACAUUGUUAGAUUGCUGCAUCAGCCAGUUUAUCGUAAUCAGAGAUUUAAGUUGUGGCUCAGCUUCUUUGAGAUAUAUGGCGGAAAACUUUUUGAUCUUCUCAGUGACAGGAAAAAACUGUGCAUGAGAGAAGAUGGACGACAACAAGUUUGCAUUGUUGGACUACAAGAAUUUGAAGUAUCUGAUGUCCAGAUUGUUAAAGAAUUUAUUGAGAGGGGAAAUGCGGCGAGAAGUACAGGUUCUACUGGUGCCAAUGAGGAAUCGUCGCGGUCACAUGCAAUAUUACAACUUGCUAUCAAAAAGCAUAAUGAGAUUAAAGACUCCAGGAGGAACAAUGACGGAAAUGAAUCCAGGAGCGGGAAGGUUGUUGGGAAGAUUUCUUUCAUUGAUCUUGCUGGUAGCGAGAGAGGUGCUGAUACAACGGACACUGACCGGCAAACACGGAUUGAAGGAGCAGAAAUUAACAAGAGUCUUUUGGCUCUUAAGGAGUGUAUUCGUGCCUUGGACAAUGACCAGAUCCAUAUUCCUUUUCGUGGGAGCAAACUUACUGAGGUGCUCCGUGACUCCUUUGUCGGCAACUCAAGGACUGUUAUGAUAUCGUGCAUUUCUCCUAAUGCUGGUUCAUGUGAACACACACUCAAUACAUUGAGAUAUGCUGAUAGGGUUAAAAGUCUCUCCAAAAGUGGAAAUACAAAAAAGGAUCAGGGUUCAAGUUCAUUACCACCUUCCAGUACUAAGGAAUCCUCAUCAGCACCAUUUUCUUCUUUCUCUGCUGAUGUAGAGGAUUUGGUGGACCAACAUCAGGAAUCUAAAGCAGUGGAUAACAGAAGGGUUGUACAAAAGGAAUUUACUUCUUACAAUUCUUCAAGUGAUGUUGAUAAACAACCUUCUAGUUUUACAUCAAAUUAUACUUCUGGACUGGAGGAAAGUACAGCAACUUCCAGUGCUCCCGACAAGGAGAGGUCUGAUAUGAAAAACAGUCAUGGUGGUUCAAGUCAGAAAAUUAACUUGACAUCAUUUUCCCAAAUUGCAGCUGAUACAGAAGAGAAAGUGCAGAAAGUUUCUCCUCCACGUCGAAAGGUGUAUCCUCAGAUUCCAGUCGAUACAGAAGAGAAAGUGCAGAAAGUGUCUCCUCCCCGUCGGAAAACAUAUAGGGAUGAAAGGCCCGAAAAACUGGGAAAUUGGCCAAGAAAAGAUGCUGCUAAUUUUGAUUCGUCGUCUAGCUAUAAACAACAAAAUGUGAAUAUUGCCGACACAAAUGGUGUUGGGUCUAAGCAAUAUGAGCCUGAGCAACCUCAUGAAGAUAGUAUCAAUGAGAUACUUGAGGAAGAAGAGGCCCUCAUUGCUGCCCAUAGAAAGGAAAUUGAAGACACAAUGGAGAUUGUUCGUGAAGAAAUGAAACUACUCGCGGAGGUGGAUCAACCCGGAAGCCUAAUUGAUAAUUACGUGACACAGUUGAGUUUUGUGCUUUCACGUAAAGCAGCAAGUCUGGUCAGCCUACAGGCUCGUCUUGCCAGAUUCCAACAUCGUCUGAAGGAACAAGAAAUAUUGAGUAGAAAGCGGGUGCAUCGCUAAGGGCUGAAAAGUACUUGUCAAAUAUGUAUCAAUGUGGACAUUUAUGAUUGUCAAGAAUGGCAUCAGCAGUGCAGUUGCAUCAUGCACUUGGAUAAACCACAAGAUCUUCGAAAGUUGCCUAGUGCACUGGUUGCAGAGGACGGAGUGACGUGGUCAUUGCAAUGUUGAGACGUUUAUAGGCUUUGUUGUAACUCAAGUUGUAUAAGCUGAGGCUUAACAUUCAGAAUUGCUGGCUCAAACAAUGAUGCAAGAAAUCAUAUUCGUAGGUGGUGUUGGUUGUAUAGAGAAUGUAUUCCAAAAUGAGUGAUGUCUUCUUUCGUUGGUGGGUUUAUGGGACUUCUUGUUUGAUGAUUGUUGAAAUGAUUUGGAGACGUACGCUUUGUACUGAAAGGGAUAAUCUUCUCAUUUUUCGGGAGUAUACUUCACUCUUUACCCA
Messenger RNA from Coffea arabica (coffee), 3398 nucleotides. Its product is annotated as kinesin-like protein KIN-13A. Lineage: Eukaryota; Viridiplantae; Streptophyta; Magnoliopsida; Gentianales; Rubiaceae. Gene Ontology annotation, cellular component: microtubule. Gene Ontology annotation, biological process: microtubule-based movement; microtubule depolymerization. The record is from RefSeq and is a predicted model, not a curated record. Gene Ontology annotation, molecular function: microtubule binding; microtubule motor activity; ATP binding.